Oldenlandia corymbosa var. corymbosa is the source of this 708-nucleotide messenger RNA. Lineage: Eukaryota; Viridiplantae; Streptophyta; Magnoliopsida; Gentianales; Rubiaceae. The record is from the annotation of a GenBank genome assembly.
AUGGCUCAUAGAAAGAAUAAGCUUUCCCUUGGUUCUGUUAUGUUGGUGUUUGUGCUUAUCCUUCAACCAUAUCUUAGCUGCAGCCAAAAGUUGCUACGUGAUGAUCAUGUUGACAAUGCCCCCAAGAAUAGUUGCAAGUUCGACCGAAUCUACAGCCUUGGAGAUGCUACGGCUAAUACGGGAAACCUAGCUGCCAAAGUCCCUGACAAUUUAUUCAACAAAUUUCCUUAUGGGAUCACUCUUGGAAAACCAACCGGUCGAGCCUCUAAUGGUCUUCUUAUGAUUGAUUAUUUUGCGUCGACAUUUGGCGUACCAUAUCUUAAUCCAUACGAGGGAGGAGUUGAGGGGGCAAAUUUCGAUCAUGGAGCCACUUUUGCUGUCGCAGGUGCUACUGCUUUACCAGUUGAGACCUUACAAGCUAAGGGUCUUCCACCUCACGAUGAAACCUUUGACGGUUGGCUCGCGACCAAAGGCCUUCAUCUUCACUUCGCCACUAAUAGUUCGCUCAACGUGCAAUUGGAGUGGCUGGCAUCUCAUUUGAACCAAACUUGUCAAAGCAAAGAAGCAUGCCAGGAUUUGUUGAAAAACUCAUUGUUUUUCGUAAGAGAUAUUGGAACAAAGGAUUACAGUUAUGGACUCCUUUGGCUUGAAGGUGCAGAGUGGGAUGCUCUUUACCCUAUAGUGCAAAAUAUUGCACAAGCUGUUUGA